Molecule: messenger RNA, 2115 nt
Organism: Harpegnathos saltator (Jerdon's jumping ant)
Lineage: Eukaryota; Metazoa; Arthropoda; Insecta; Hymenoptera; Formicidae
Exons: 2
Coding region: 427-1047 (206 amino acids)
Source: RefSeq, a predicted model, not a curated record
UUCACUCUUCGAGUCGCGUCAGGUGUGUGUGUGCGCGCGUUUCAAUCUUUUAAAUCGUAAUGAAACGCCGCGCAAUGUAGGCUUCGUUCUACAGAGUCUCGCCGAAUUCCUCGUUCUUCAGCGGGGCUCACUGCGUGCGGAUUCCGGGUUCCCGUGGCCGUGACAUUUCGAGAUACUUCGAAAUCGCCUCACCUCUUCGUCUACAAUGCCACCUCGGUCAGCGCCAUGCAUUUCUGCUUCCGCCCGACUAGAUUCGGGCUCCUGUUACAAGUGAGGAGGUAAGAUGCGCAAUUUCGUUCUAAAGUAAUUCCAACGUACGAUCGACGACGACUCGGCUCGGAUGGGAAACUCCGUCGAUCCUCCUCGAGCGGGAGAUCACGGAUCAUCUCGACGAAAAGCAACGGGCUUCGCGAUCAGGCGGUGAUCAUGGUGAACGCGGGCAGCGCGGUGGCGCAUUUCGUGAAAUUGCUGGUGACUGCGGUAUGCAUGAGAUAUCUCACCGAGCCUUACCGGGCGAAGGUCUUGCCAACUACGUGGUGUCUGAGUGCCUUCCGCAUUCUCUUUAUGCACUCGAUCUUGGGAAUUUUCAGAUUCGGAAUCCCAUUCACCUCGGCAUCGACGGUUACGGCAAGAUGUUUUCGCAGCUUUUACGACUGGUACUCCUAUGGCAUUGAGAUUGUACCUCUGGCAUUACUGACGUCUGGUAUAUUGAGUGCAUAUCAAAUAGAUGACAACAUUCGUAUGUUGUUAUUGUUUCUCGGUACAAUACCAAUAUUAUUUCCGUUCGCUGUGAAACAGAAAGAAAGUCAAGUACGAAAAUUCCGUCUUCUAACCGAUAUCGCCGUCGUGUUACAGAUACUUGCCAUCACGAUACUCGGUUUGCAAAACGACAAUUAUAACGUAAUCAGUCUAGUCGUCUCCUACACUUUUGCGCGUUUUUUUGUGGAAGAAUUUUGUUAUCGUUACAGCAUACCGCACACUGAUUUGACACAAUAUUGCAUAUGCUUUAUCGAGGUGUUUACAGUUUCAACGCUUAAAGAUUUGUAAGAAAUGUGUUUCGAUGUGAUUAUACAAUGUAUCAUCUCUACUUCGAGUAGUUGCCCACUCGAGAUUCAACGAAUCAUUUAGUUACCAUUGUGAGGAAGAACGUCAAUUUCUAAAACCGUACAUGUCAUUCAUGCCACAUUUAUAAUAACGAUAAAAUAAGAGAGUACUUGCAACAAUUGUUCGAUAAAGAACGGCACAACGUGCGUCAAUAGGGUGGUUAUUUUGUUAUCGGCUUGCGAGCGAAUAUUUAUGCUAGAUUUUCAUAUAACAGUCUGCGUCAGUCAGAAAGUACUGCCGAUUUUCAAAGUAAAAUCUAAAUUAUAGUUUGUACGAUAAAGACAGUGCCACACAUCUUGUCUUUUUUUAUACAUUUUACUGUAGUAGUGAAGGAAUGUUUGUAAUUCUUUAACGAUAAGACUUUAAAACGAAUUUUACGCAUUGUUAUCAAGUCUUCACGGUGAAGAAAUAACACGAAACUUUCUGGUAUUUUUACCAAUACUUUUCUAACGGUAAAUUUAUAGUGUGCGUGGCGUCUCUGACCUAACUCUUUUCGAUAUUUAACUUUUUAUAUCCGUUUUUGAAGGGAAAAUGUUUGGUUGUCGGCCUACUGAAGGACAAGUAUAAUUAAGCGUGAAAGGCGUAAUGUUUUCACAAGUAAUAAUGACAGAUAAUGGGGUCUAUUCUCGGUAAAUAUGACGCGAUACAAAACGCUUCGUUAUCUGUUGUUUAUCGCUUUGAUGUGGCGGAGAUGCGUUUAUUGUAUAUCUAACGAUGUGUGUCAUUAAGAUAAUUAUUGUAUUAUAUAAGAUAAAAACGAUCAAAUUGAAUGAUAUUGCUGCUCAAUCGCAGCAGUGAUGAUUUCACCAAAGUAUCGCUUGAAUUCUCGAAUUUGCGUAUACUAAAAUUUAUCUGCGAUUGUAUCGGGGCUUUAGCGUCGAACACGGACGAUAUCGGCAUUUUGAUACGCAAUACGUGCGGUAGUCAUUUUUCCCCAGAGGAUUUUGCUAUUGAUUUAUUUGAGAUGUAUCGCCUUUUAAAGAUUGAAAAAUAUAAAAUCUUUUUCUUAUA